AUGGCUAUUACAAAUGAGGAAAUAAAAACUGCCAGCAAAAUUGUAAGAAGAGUAUCAAAUAUUGAGGCUUUUGAUAAAUCUGGAACUGUAUUUAAAGGAUAUCAAAUAUGGACGGAUAUAUCUCCGACAAUAGAGGAAAAUCCAAAUAUUAUGUUUGUAAAAUGUGUUGUUCAGCAAGGAUCUAAUAGAGAAAAACUAAACGUUGUGCAAAUUGACCCACCAGGAUCAGGAUCUGCAUACGAAAUUGAUAUCAAUCACGCAUGGAAUUGUAAUUCACAAAUAGAUCCUAUGUCGUUUGGUGAUAUCGGUUUGCUAAACCACACCAACAUCCCUUGUGUACUUGAUUUCCUGAAGCAUAGAUAUUUCAAGAAUCAGAUAUACACCACUGCUACUCCCCUUAUUGUUGCUAUAAAUCCAUACAAAGAUUUAGGGAACACAACUGCUGAAUGGAUUCGAAAGUAUCGUGAUGCUGCUGAUCAUACAAGACUACCACCACAUAUUUUUUCAUGUGCAAGGGAAGCUCUUUCAAAUCUUCAUGGUGUGAAUAAAAGCCAAACAAUCAUUGUUUCUGGUGAAUCUGGUGCAGGAAAAACUGAAGCAACUAAGCAAAUUAUGAGAUAUUUUGCUUCAUCGAAAAGUGGAAAUAUGGACCUAAGAAUCCAAACAGCGAUUAUGGCAGCUAACCCAGUUCUCGAAGCUUUUGGUAAUGCAAAAACACUUAGAAAUAACAAUUCAUCACGUUUUGGUCGUUUUAUGCAGUUGGUUAUAUCUCAUGAGGGAGGUAUUAGGAAUGGAUCAGUUGUUGCUUUUUUGUUAGAAAAAUCUAGAAUUAUAACCCAAGAUGAUAAUGAAAGAUCAUAUCACAUAUUUUAUCAGUUUCUCAAGGGUGCAAGUAAAAGUAUGAGAGAGAAAUUCGGAUUGAAAGAUGUGAAACAUUACAAAUUAUUGAAUCCUAAUUCAACUGAUGUAAAUGGUGUAGAUGAUGUAAAAGAUUUUGAAGAAGUAAUGGAAUCAUUACAAAAUAUGCAAUUGACGGAAAAUCAGAUUGAAGUUAUAUUUUCUAUAGUAGCUGGUAUAUUAACAUUGGGAAAUGUUAGAUUAGUAGAAAAAGCAGAAGCGGGAUUAAAUGAUGCAGCAGCUAUUCAUGAUGCUGACAUGGAUAUCUUUAACAGAGCUUGUGAAUUAAUGUUUUUAGAUCCAGAAUCAGUUAAGAGAGAAUUAUUAAUUAAAGUUACCAUUGCUGGAGGAAACAAAAUUGAAGGUAGAUGGAAUAAAAAUGAUGCAGAAGUGUUACAAUUGUCUCUUUGUAAAGCUAUGUAUGAAAAAUUAUUUUUAUGGAUAAUCAAGAAUUUAAAUAGUAGGAUUGAACCUGAAGGUGGAUUCAAAGCGUUUAUGGGUAUGUUGGAUAUUUUCGGCUUUGAGGUAUUUAAAAACAAUUCACUUGAACAAUUAUUCAUUAACAUCACAAAUGAAAUGCUUCAGAAAAACUUUAUUGAUAUCGUGUUUGAAAGGGAAUCUAAAUUAUACAUAGAAGAAGGAAUAUCAACAUCUGUAUUGAAUUACACAAGUAACAAGCCAGUUAUUGACUUACUAUGUGAAAGAGGAAAAUCCAUUCUUUCUUAUUUGGAAGAUCAAUGCCUUGCCCCAGGUGGAUCAGACGAGAAGUUUGUAAGUGCUUGUAUUACAAAUUUGAAGAAUAAUGACAGAUUUACACCAGCAAAAGUUGCAUCUAACAAAAAUUUUGUAAUUCAGCACACUAUUGGACCGAUUCAAUAUUGCUCUGAGAACUUUUUACUCAAAAAUAAAGACGUCUUAAGAGGUGAACUAGUAGAAGUUAUUAAAGAUUCAUCAAAUGAAAUAGUAAAAGAUUUGUUUGAAGGUCAAGUUAUAGAAAAGGGUAAAAUAGCAAAGGGUUCAUUAAUAGGCUCUCAAUUUUUAAACCAGUUGACAGCAUUAAUGGCAUUAAUAAAUAGCACAGAACCGCAUUUCAUUCGCUGUAUUAAACCAAAUGAAAAUAAGAAACCUUUGGAAUGGUGUGAACCUAAAAUUUUAAUCCAACUCCAUGCUUUAUCUAUUUUAGAGGCCUUGGUAUUACGUCAAUUAGGCUAUUCGUAUCGAAGAACAUUUGAAGACUUUUUAUAUCAGUACAAAUUUGUGGAUAUUUCAGUUGCUGAAAAUUCUUCCUUGGAUGCUAGAUCUAAAUGUGAAAAAUUGUUACAGUGUUCAGGAAUUUCUCAGGACAUACAAAAAAUUGGAAAGACAAUGGUAUUUCUGAAACAAGAAGGUGCAAAAUUGUUGUCAACCAUACAGAGAGAAAAACUUGUUGAGUGGGAAAAUUGCGUGAGCGUAAUCGAAGCUGCUAUCAUCAAGCACAAGUACAAGCAUAAGCUUAAUGAAAAUGUCCCAUCUCUAAUGCGAGUUCAAGCACACAUUAGAAAAAGACAAGCUGUGUAA
Messenger RNA from Plasmodium gonderi, 2454 nucleotides. RefSeq names its product myosin A. Gene Ontology annotation, molecular function: ATP binding; actin filament binding; microfilament motor activity. Gene Ontology annotation, biological process: actin filament organization; vesicle transport along actin filament. The record is from RefSeq and is a predicted model, not a curated record. Gene Ontology annotation, cellular component: myosin complex; actin cytoskeleton; cytoplasm. Bases 1 to 2454 code for a protein of 817 amino acids. The transcript is spliced from 3 exons. NCBI's taxonomy places the organism in Eukaryota, Apicomplexa, Aconoidasida, Haemosporida, Plasmodiidae.